GAAUCUUGCUCUGUCACUCAGACUGGAGGCAGUGGCACGACCUUGGCUCACAGCAACCUCCACCUCCCAGGUUCAAGUGAUUCUCCCGCCUCAGCCUCCCGAAUAGCUGGGAUUACAGGCACCCGCCGCCACACCCAGGUGAUUUUUGUAUUUUUGUAGAGACAGGGUUUCACCAUGUUAGCUAGGCUGAUCUUGAACUCCUGACCUCAGGUAAUCCGCCGGCCUCAGCUUCCCAAAGUGCUGGGAUUACACACGUGAGCCACAGCACCCAGCCAAUUUUGAGUUUUUUCUAUGUGCUCUUUCUCAUUUAUCAUUACCUGGAAAGUUUGAGGUACUUAUUCUUAGCAUAAUAAAUUUUCUUUUUUCUUCAAGACUCAGACUAGAGAAACACAGCUGAAUAUUCUAAAUUCAAUGAAAUCAACCCUUUAAAAUCAUUACAUGUGGUCUGAAUCCAAAUCAGACAAGAUCUAAAGAAAAUCAAAUAGUGCGUAAUUCUCUUUAAGUCUUCUUGGGUUUGUACGUGUGUUAAGAAUGGGGAAAUGAGAGUGGCUUCUGGUGCUCUGGGGUGAGCUCUGCCUGGCUGCAGGGAUGGUGGGGAGAAGGAAGCUCAUCGCAGUGAUCAGAGACAAGGACACGGUGACUGGUUUCCUGCUGGGCAGCAUAGGGGAGCUUAACAAGAACUGCCACCCCAAUUUCCUGGUGGUGGAGAAGGAUACGACCAUCAAUGAGAUCGAAGACACUUUCCGGCAAUUUCUAAACCGGGAUGACACUGGCAUCAUCCUCAUCAACCAGUACAUCGCAGAGAUGGUGCAGCAUGCCCUGGACACCCACCAGCACUCUAUCCCUACUGUCCUGGAGAUCCCCUCCAAGGAGCACCCAUAUGAGGACGCCAAGGACUCCAUCCUGCGCAGGGCCAGGGGCAUGUUCACUGCCGAAGACCUGUGCUAGGGUCUUUGUGUGAGGACUCCUCACAGCCCUCAGCCCUUCCCUCAUUUUCAGGCCUCUCCCCAGGCUUGCCAUCAGCCUUCCUUACAUUUUGAGCCUCUAAUUUCCAAGUCCCUGCCCCUUCCCACUCCAUUAAGAGGCUAGGUGAGGCGCUUCUAGGUUGCUGGGGCUCUGCUGUUAAAAUCAAGGCUGGUUAAGGAACAGGAAGCCUGACCAUCUCUCUCCACUACCUCUUCCCUGUGCUGUUACACAGUGUCAUUGUUGAUGUUAAAUUACAGUCAUAUUCUUGCUUCUCUCCAAAAAAAAAAAAAAAAAAAAAGAA
Molecule: messenger RNA, 1267 nt
Organism: Pan troglodytes (chimpanzee)
Lineage: Eukaryota; Metazoa; Chordata; Mammalia; Primates; Hominidae
Product: V-type proton ATPase subunit F
Exons: 1
Coding region: 589-948 (119 amino acids)
Biological process (GO): proton transmembrane transport
Cellular component (GO): membrane; proton-transporting V-type ATPase, V1 domain
Molecular function (GO): proton-transporting ATPase activity, rotational mechanism
Source: RefSeq, a predicted model, not a curated record